Caenorhabditis elegans is the source of this 3802-nucleotide messenger RNA. It is a transcript of the gene hecw-1, whose product is annotated as E3 ubiquitin-protein ligase hecw-1. The record is from RefSeq and is marked reviewed. Gene Ontology annotation, molecular function: ubiquitin protein ligase activity; ubiquitin-protein transferase activity. Bases 59 to 3802 code for a protein of 1247 amino acids. The transcript has 22 exons. Gene Ontology annotation, cellular component: cytoplasm. NCBI's taxonomy places the organism in Eukaryota, Metazoa, Nematoda, Chromadorea, Rhabditida, Rhabditidae. Gene Ontology annotation, biological process: protein ubiquitination.
UUUCUUUUCGCCAUUCAUCUUGCUCCGUUUCCAACGGCUCUGCUUCCAUCCUGAUACUAUGGGAGACGAGUUCCCAUUUCACCAUCUGGGAUAUGUCUGCCUGAAUGAGAUCUAUAAACACUUGACCUUGAAAGAAAUAUUCCAGUUAUCAUUUUCCUCUAAUCAAAUCAAACGUUCUCUUGGAAUUGCGAGUAUUCCUGUUAAAUCAAUUUUUGUCAAUUUUGACUCUCAAUACCCGAAGAUUAAAUUGAUUGGAGAGAGUAGUCAACUGGAAUGGGUUUUUGGAAUUCCUGAUGGUCUGGAAUACACUGAUGUCGGGGUUUAUAAGAUUGGGCAUUUUAAAUUUCAGUGCAAAACUUCGGGCACCGCAUUCUACACUGAACACUACGAUCUGGAAAAUGCGAUGCUAGUUGUGAUUCGAUAUAUGAUAUCCAUCUUCAAAUGUUCCAAUUCAAUAAUCACGUAUUUAUCGAUUGAUUUGGGAGUGAUUGAGGAUUCGAGAGCCAUCUGUGAAAAUUUUGUGGCAUUCAAAAAAGUCGAACGCCUAUCGAUUUUUCAAACCAACUACGGAGUUGAGAGGAAUACGUUGAACUUUGCACAGAGUUUUGAUUGGAUUUGUGAUAACUUGGAAAUCAAGAAUAUUCAUAUUGGAGCGGAUGUUUUGGAGCCCAAAAUGGUUCAAAAAACCAAUGGAGAAUUUGAUAUUAAACUUUGUGCACGGAGAUUUGAGCAGGUUCUUACAAUGGAUCACAUCUACUUGCAACAUGCCGACUGGAUAACAUCGGAAGAUCUAUUGAAUCUGGACGUUCAGACUGCGAUGCUCAUCGAGAAUAAUCUAACCGAGCAGGACUUGAACGCGUUCAUCAAACAGUGGCUGAGAUCUGACUCUGAUAAGUUGUGGUGGCUGGAAGUGAAAGGGAAAAUGAUGUUUAAUCGAGAAGAAGUUUUGAAAGAUUUGGAUGUACAAGAUGAUGCAUAUAGAAGUCUUAAUACCAGAUGGUAUGUAGCGCGGCGGAGCCGCGCCAACCCUUCGGGUAAUGGGUGUGCCCGAAAAAAAAUGGGGUCGUUACGACCAAAACUGACUGAGUUAUGGCCAUUUAAAGUUUAUAUCAUUUUUGGAUCUAUAUUAAUUGUUUUCGGGCCUGCGGCCCUCAACCGAAUGAUCACGCUUCGGAGAAUGGAUGUCGAAACAGAUAGGCCGUCGGGUUCUGAAACGGGAAUUUUUGUAUCAAAGUCGGCGGUUUAUCCGUUUGGAAACAAGAAUGAGGUAGUAAAAGUUUGGUGGAACAUUGACAAGCCGGAGAACUGCUUAGACUGGAUUGGUCUUUUUGAUAAUAAUGACUCAUCAUUCUACUUGGACCAAAAAUCCCUCCGACAACAUAUCUCCCCUGUAGUUUUCACAUUAACCUCUAAAAAUUUGCUAAAUGCUUCUGAAGUAUAUUUUGGAUUAAUUGAUGGAAUGACAGGAAGACUGCUGGCUAAAUCGGAAAAUGUAGAGAUUUGUAAAUCAGCAUCACUGGUUGUUCAUGAAGUCAAAAAACCAGAGAACAUAAAUGUCUAUCUCAACACGAACCACGGGAGAAUAGAAAUCCCAAAAAAGAGGUCGUUUUCCCGGAAGAAUGGCUCUUUUCGGAGCUCAUUUGAGUUUGAUUUUGAUGUUGAGGACCUUCAUAUUUCAUUGGUUGAAAACUCUGAAAAGUUGAAUUUCGAUCAUUUUAUUGCUUCGAAUCAACUUCAAAACAAUUACAUCCAAUCGAAAAGUUUCUCGCAUAGUCACGUCGUGGAAAUUGUCUUCAGUAUUGAACCAAAAACCAGUAAAAAAUCCGCGCCUGACAUAAUGGAAAUCGCUUCAUCAAGUCAAACGCCACCAGAAUCCCAUUGGAAAACUUAUUUGGACGCGAAAAAACGGAAAUUCUAUGUGAACCAUGUCACGAAGGAAACAAGAUGGACUAAACCGGACACCCUCAACAACAACCAUAUAGAACCAGAGACCCCAGUUCACAAGAGGCUCUCCGACCGAUCAGCUUCUCCCAGGAAUAGUUUCAUCACGCCGCGACGUACAAUCACAGUGAGAUCGGCGGGGUGUCCAAAAAGCGAUUUGAUUCAGUUUUUCCAACGAGACGAGUUUAAAACCGCCUUAUACGAGAAUCAAGAUGCAAUGCAGAUUUAUAACGAAUGCUCUGUGGUUCGGCAUGCGAUUCAUCGAAUUCAGAAGGAUUUGGAUCCACCAUCAAAAUUCGAAAACCAACCUCUAUUCGUCCGAUUCGUCAACCUAUUCGCCGAUAUCACGCAGCCUCUGCCCUCCGGCUGGGAAUGCAUCACAAUGAACAAUCGAACGGUAUUUUUGAAUCACGCCAACAAGGAAACAAGUUUUUAUGAUCCAAGAAUCAGAAGAUUUGAAACAAAAACUUCACGACGUGGCAGAAGUGUUCCGAGUAGAAGUUCAACAGCGCACAAAGGAAAAAUCGAUCACGCAUUGAUUAGUAAAUGCGAGGAUUUGAGGAAAAUUGCGCAAGAUAAUUUCCCGCAGAUUGCGGAACGAAUAAGCAAAAAGCUCAUGCUAAUCGAAAGAUUUGGAGGACUUGCAGUGGCUAGUUUAGCAAAUGAUUUAGAUAUCACUCUAGCCCUGAGCAUGUUGGAUUCGAAUACGGAAAAGCUAGCGGGAGAAGGAGAUAAUAUUAAAAUGUUCUAUGAGGAUAUGAAAAAGGAGAAGCUUGGCAAGGGGCCGAGUCGGCUUUGCUGGAAAGUUUCCAGAGAUCGAUUAUUGGAUGAUGCUUUUAGGAUUAUUCUGAAUGUCGAUCCAUUUGUACUGAAAAAGUCCAGAUUGCAUAUUCGAUUUGAAGGGGAGUUGGCUCUUGACUAUGGUGGUCUAUCACGAGAAUUCUUCAUUCUCCUCUCUCGUGAACUAUUUCAUCCCAAAAAUGGAUAUUUUGAGUACGAAGGAAACGACUAUCAUCUGCAAUUGAGACCACGUGGAUGUGAAACUGAAAAGGAGAAAAAAUGGUUGAUACUUUGUGGAAGAGUCCUGGCAUUGGCGGUUAUACAUCGAUGCUAUAUUGAUGUGUUUUUUACGAAUGUGUUCUACAAGUCCUUGCAGAAGAGACCAGUGACCCUGAUGGACUUUAAAGAAUCGGACGCCGAAUUCUACAAAAGCAUGAAUUGGCUUUUGGAAAACGACGUCGUCGACCUUGAAAUGUCCUUUGUGUACAGUAGUAUGGUCAAUGGAAAACUAGCCGAACAAGAACUUGUACCCGGUGGAGAAUCACAAAUGGUCACUGAAGCUAAUAAAGCAGAAUUUAUCGAUUUGAUGUGUCAGAAAAAGGCGAUAAGAGGUGUGGAGAAGCCAUUGGAGAUUCUAUUGACAUCUUUUAAUCAGAUAUUGAAUGAUAAUCUCUUAAACUCACUGGAAAGUUCGGAUUUGAAGCGGAUUCUUAGUGGAUCACUGGAAUUGGAUCUCAAUGAUUGGAGGACCAAUACGAUUUAUAAAGGAGGAUACUCUGAUUGUCAUAUAGUCGUCGAAUGGUUUUGGGAAGUGAUAGAGACGAUGACCAACCAAGAAAGAUUUGAUUUGUUGUUGUUUGUCACCGGCAGUUCAUCAGUUCCUUUUGAAGGAUUCUCUGCGCUACGUGGCAAUGAGGAAAUAAGCAAGUUUUGCAUAGAGAAGUGGGGAGAUGCCACGUCGUUUCCCAGGGCUCAUACGUGUUUCAACAGGCUUCAACUACCCUCCUAUAACACUAAGCAGCAGUUGAAAUCAAAACUUCAGCAGGCAAUUGUUAAUGGGAUGAGCUAUUCGAUAGAAUGA